GACAGUUAAGGAAAAGUAAUAACUAUGUCGAGGGUGGAACAAUUGGGAUUGAGUGAAAUUUGUCUUUCGCUUCAAAGCGAUGAGAAGAAGAAGCGAUUGAAGGCACUGGAAAAAUUUGAAAAUAUAGUCUCAAGCAGGGAUUGGUCAAAAAGUGAAUUAUUAGAGAUAUGGCAAAUAAUGAGUAAACACUUGGCAAAAUCACUAACAGAUAACGCAGAAUCUUGCAGAAACUUGUCUAUUGAAAUAACAAAGAUAUUACUAUCAUCUCUCCCUGGGUUGGGAAAAAAUAUAAUAUAUUUAAUGCCGGUGUUAGUGCGACGCCUAGGAUCCCAGGAGAUGAUCGAAACUUCGGAGGAAGUCAGACUGAAUUGUGUUGUCCUACUUCGAGUGAUAAUUAAAAAAUACGAAGAGCAUUUACCGGUUUAUAUCGAUGAUAUUAUGGUAAUACUCGCUAAAACAGUAAUUGAUAAUUAUCCGAAGAUAAAGAGUGAGAGCUGUGAAGCUAUUUCUGAACUGGCAAGGAGCAUUCCAACUCACUUUUAUGCUAAGAAUGAAAUGAUUGUCCAACCGGUACUGAGUAAUUUCAAGCAUCAACAUUACAGAAUUCGCGUGGCAAGUGUCAAAGCUAUUGGCAAUGUUUUACGGUAUGGAAAUAAUAAAUCUUUGCCAGAUGUCGCCUCUUGCCUGGCCGCCAGAUUAUUCGAUCAAAGUGGAGUUGUUAGAGCAGCUGUUAUCGAAGUGGCUGGUGAUUGGUUAUUGAACCUUCGAGAUCGAUACAGCUGGUGGUUCAAGCUGUUACCUCUUCUAUUAACUGGACUUCACGAUGAAAUAGCAGAUAUUCGACUGAAAGCCCAGACUUUAUGGUGUGCCACGGGUAAACAAUUCCUCCAGGAAAACGAAUCUGACGAGAAAAUAAAAGAUAAAAUGGAUUAUUUGACUUCCCCUCCUGAGCAUUAUCCACCAGGCAUCGAAAGACCCAAUUUGGGAUGUCGAAUAAUCGUCCAACAGAACCUGAGUAAAUUAAUUACUGGGAUAUGUAAUGAGUUGGAUGAUUGGCUGGCGGACAUACGUGUGAGAUCAGCUCAGUUAUUAGCUGUACUAGUUUUAAAUGCAGAGCAAGAUACAAUUCAACAUAUAGAGAAGCUUUUACCAGCGAUGUACAAAGCUUGCGCUGAUGAGGAUAACAGAGUAGCUGUCAAUGUCAUUACAGCAGCUGAAUAUAUGGGAUAUUUCGUUCCACCCCAAAGUUAUUGUCGUCUUGUCCUUCCGACUAUACAAGAGGGCAAUAUUCAUUUUGGACAUUUGGCAUUUUUCUCCGCUAUUCUCCGAAAUAGUCCACGUCAACCACUCGUCGAGCAACUGGAAAUUAUUGCCCGUUUCUUACAUCAAUCGUAUAUUUGUCGAAGUAAAAAGGCGAAAUAUCAACGGGAAUUAUUGAAUUGUUGUCAUGCAUUACUUCAAGUUUGUCAAGAGGAUUGUGUUAUUGUGUCUCGGCAACUGUUUAUCGCGAUAUUCACCGCUUGGUCAUUAUCGCACGAGCAAGUGACGCAAAAUUUUGCUAAAAAAUUAUUGGAAAAGCUGAGGGAGAAGAGCGGAUUUGAAACUCUACAGGAUUUAUACAUCUCGCAUCUCCCUACAUUGCUGGAUGAUUUGGAGAAGACUGCGAAUACUUGGACGGCUCAUAGUGCAGAGGUGAAAAUAUUUCAACUCUGUUUAACAGAAGCUUAUGCUGCAGCUCUCGAAAAUUUCAACGUUCUUCUAUUAAUCCUGAGAAAAACCAUGGAAAAAGACUGCGACGUCGAGCUUAAAUUGAAAUUGUUUAUUCAUCUGUCGGAAUUAUUCCAGCAUCGAUGUGAAUUUUCCACGGGGCAUGAAGACUACAAUAAAUUUAUUGUAGAAUUCCUGAAAGAUAUAUUAAUCCCGUAUUUAGUGUGGACUGCGGGGAGAUCAGCUGAAGCGCUUAGAACAGCAGCUAUUGGAUGUCUAUGUGCAAUUUUUGAUAAUCAAGUCGAUGAAAUUGAUUUUAAACAGGAGGUGGACUCAACGUUUUGUGAUAAACAAUUGUUUUUGCCAAUUUUCCAAGAGAUAAAACCAGUACUUAUAUCUCUGGUCGAUGAUAAUUCACGGAAAACACGAUUGUUCGCUCUUCGUGCUAUAUAUUUGAUGAUAAAUCAUGCAUCGAAGGUACGGGGUUUGACUGAAGAGGAUAUCAUUGAGAUUUACCCUGGAAUCAUUCGAAAAUUGGAUGAUAGUUGUGAUGAUAUCAGAUUUGCAGCUGUGGAAACAUUAGUUUUCGUGUGGAAGGCGUCAUACAAGCAUCAGUUCAAUCUCGGUAGCAGUCAUAUAGAUUAUCUUUAUACAUCCAUCAUCAUCCACUUGGACGAUCCAGAAGAGCAUUUCCACACUCUCGUAUUUGAUGCAAUGAUGGAACUGGCGGAAAUAGAACCUGUUAUGCUUGCGGAUAAAAUAGAAAGGUGUAAAAUUAAUUUUCGCAAUCAAAAAGCAUUGGAAAAACUCCAGGACAAAUGCCGGAAUUUAAUUAAUUAAACAACGAAUGAAUGACAGUCACUGUACAAUUGAAAAUAAAAAUGUAAAAACCAGAGUACUAGUUAGUGAUGAAAUUGUACAAAUUAUAUAAUUCGAGGAAUU
This is a messenger RNA of Fopius arisanus, 2649 nucleotides long. It is a transcript of the gene Dnaaf5, whose product is annotated as Dynein axonemal assembly factor 5. Gene Ontology annotation, cellular component: cytoplasm. Bases 25 to 2547 code for a protein of 840 amino acids. The record is from RefSeq and is a predicted model, not a curated record. The transcript has 5 exons. Gene Ontology annotation, biological process: outer dynein arm assembly; inner dynein arm assembly; cilium movement. Gene Ontology annotation, molecular function: dynein intermediate chain binding. NCBI's taxonomy places the organism in Eukaryota, Metazoa, Arthropoda, Insecta, Hymenoptera, Braconidae.